ACGUAAUAUGGCAUUUUCCUGCCCACAUCCACCUCCACCAAAACAAUGUUUGCAUGCGGUGAAUGAAGUCUGGAAGGAUGGACUGUUUGAAGUCUAUUGAAAAAUGACCUCAACAGCUUGCUGUCCAGCCCCUUGCCAUAAAGGAAAUGCCUUGACCUGGCUUCUGUGUCCAGGUAUUGAUCAUGUAUCCACCGCAUUGCAAACUCUGAAUGAGCUCGCUCAGGAGAGAAAAGGUGAACUUGUUGAAAAGGUUCUUCAGCAAUGCAACCCUGAAGCCUGUAUUUAUGCACUGCAAAAACUACUCAAUUCAUCUGCCUCAUGGCUGAGAAGUACUGCAGCUUGUAUCUUUGCAGUACUGCUGGAAAAUGAAUCCAUGGUGCUAAAACUUCAGAAGUGGACUGAAGGGGACAAUGGUCUGAUAUGUUCUUUUGUUGAGAUCCUGACUAAAGAUGAACCUGAUAGUGUGAUGAAUGCUACUGGAGCCAUAGCCUCUUUGGUUGAUACUUUUUCAGGGCGGCAAUGGUUGCUUCAGAGCCAAAAUGUGUUCUCUCAGGUCCUUGAGAGCUUAUCCAUUCUUCUGACAAAUGAGAGGGAGAAUACAGUGAACUCUGCAGCACUUAUCCUUGCGCGACUUUCCCUGUGUGAAGAGGCCUGUCAGAAGAUUUUAUCCCACCCGUCUGCCUCCAGGACCUUCAGACAUUUAGUAAAGUGCCUAUCAUGCGGCCACAAAGACACAGCAAUGAAUGCAGCAUUUGCUGUUGGUCUUCUGUGUGAGAGUGGACAGAACAAGAGCCUCAUUCUGAGAGAAGCCAAAGAUCAUGAGCUGGUUAGCAGACUGCAGGCUCUGAUAUCUACCAGGUCAGGAGUUGAGAUGGGACAAACAGCAUGUUUUGGAAUGAGUUGCUUAGCAAAUGAUGAAGAUGGUCAUGCUCUAUUGAUGGAGAGCACCUCAUGUACUGCUGUGCUGGAUGGUCUUUUACAACUGCUGCGUAGUACAGACCCAGACACUGUCUGGUUUGCUGCUAUGACAAUAAGAGUGUUGGUGUCCCGGCCAAGGGGAGUGGUGCUAAUCAGAACGCACUGUCCUCUACAAGCGCAGCUGAAGUUGCUCUCGAUGUCCUCAUCCACUGGGCCAGAACUGCAGGAGGAAGUCAGCAUGUGCCUCAGGAGACUGGAGCGUUUGCCCAAACCAGCAUCAGUAACAGUUACAAACCUGUCAUCAACGGUCUGCACUGUAUCAUGGGACAGGUGUGAGCCUGAGAGCGGCCUGGAGGUCAUAUACAGUCUCUUUGACAGAGAUGUCAUGCUGUACCGUGGCCCAAUGUGUCAGGCGACCUUACCUGUUUCUACCAACCAAUCAAAGAAUUCCCUCUCUCUACGCCUCCACCUCUCUACACCUGAUGGUGACAUCAGUCCCUUCAGUGAAGCUGUGGAUGUUACUCUGGAGCAGCUGGACGCUAAAAUCAGACCUCCACGGGAGCUCUGUGUGAUUGGCUGCACAGCUACACAAGUACACCUACGCUGGUUAGAGCCGGAGGGAGAGGUCAAACCCAAAUCAUACCGAAUCUAUUGUAAUGACACACUGGUGAAGACCACUACUCUGCAAGGGGCUGUAGUGAGCGGUUUAUCUCCUAGUACCUCCUACCAGCUUAGCGUGAGUUCCCUUGGUCCAGGAGACACACAGAGUCCUAGAGCAGGAUCUGAGGUGAGGACAGCGGACGAUCAGGAUCAUGCUCCAUCCAGUCUGACCAUAGCUGUCCUGGGACGUCAUGAAAUACAGAUCAACUGGAGAGCUCCAGUCGUACCUUUAGGGAGACUCUUCAAAUAUGAGCUCAGUCUGAAUGGAUGUGUGGUAUACCUGGGCACAGAGCGGGCAUACACUGCCCGCCGUUUGUCCGCUAAUACAGCCUACACCUGCAUUAUAACAGCCAUUACCUCCAGAGGGCGCUGUCAGAGCAGACCAGUCACUAAGAAGACAGCUCGGGAUGAAUACAUGCACUCAAACAGGUAUUUGCAUUCCCCUACCCAUCAGACUUACUCAAAAACCCCCACUCCUUCUCCAAGCAGCCAAGAGAGAAGUGAGGUCAGAAAGAAGGCCACGAAUUCACCAGCUAUACUUGGACAUAAACCUACAGUUCACUCCAGCACAGGCCAGCACAGAGCAUUUGACCUCAGAAAACACAUGCACAGGCGAUCAUCCAUCCAGAUACAUAUUCCAAAACUAAACAAAUCUUCCAAUCGCACAUCAAAGGACCCAGUAGGAAUUGGCACAGGAUGUGAUUUCAAUGUUUUGCUCAAGACUGACAAAGAGAGUCCAGCUGUUGUGUUUCCUGUGAGCUCUAAUGACCAUCUCAUGGUUUCUCACCGGGAACAAUCUGAGAGCACACACCGGUCCCAGACCCAGUCAUCCACCCCAGGGGACCUCACACACCCGAAGGUCAUGAUCACCCAAGCCAGGCGGCUACAAUGGAGCUCAGGCAGAAAAGUUCCCACUGACCGAGAAAAACUUCCAUGCAUCAGCAAACAAAAUUCUGAGGAUGUGAGAUUGCUCCAACCUGUCUCAUUCAGUUGGUCUAAUCUGGAAUGGACAAGGCAACAUCAAAACAAAGGACAAAGGGACAAAAAUAAUACCAUUUUGAAGGUCCAAAGUCAACAAAAACGAAGACAUGACCCAUCACACACCAAACUCACAUAACAAAUGGAGGGUCUCUACAACACCACAACUCCCCCA
Messenger RNA from Myxocyprinus asiaticus (Chinese sucker), 2731 nucleotides. RefSeq lists its product as uncharacterized. Gene Ontology annotation, molecular function: protein binding. The transcript has 16 exons. Bases 104 to 2695 code for a protein of 863 amino acids. The record is from RefSeq and is a predicted model, not a curated record. Lineage: Eukaryota; Metazoa; Chordata; Actinopteri; Cypriniformes; Catostomidae.